Molecule: messenger RNA, 555 nt
Organism: Lachancea fermentati
Lineage: Eukaryota; Fungi; Ascomycota; Saccharomycetes; Saccharomycetales; Saccharomycetaceae
Source: the annotation of a GenBank genome assembly
AUGGAGCAGGAGAUACGAGAAUUGGAACAUCAGCAUGUAGAGCUAUACCGAGAACUACUCAAAGCUCUUGAUAGGCUUUAUCUUUUACGUAAGGGCAUCAAGCCACUUGAUGAAUCUCUUCUGGCGAUCCGCCACCAGCUGCAGACAUCUCUCGCCAUGACCGUCCCCACAAUCAAGACAAUAACCGAUGCCAACAACCCAAAUGACCUCGAGAAACGGCUUUUGGAGAUGAUGCAAGAAAACUACGAGCUGGACCAAGAGGUGGUGAGCUUGCAAGAUAAGAAUCUGCAACUUGUGAAAGAGUUCAGCUUACUCAGGGCAAAUUAUAAGCGGAUGCGACCAGAAAUCCGAGAACUGGUCGAAACAAUUCGCCUGAGGUCACUAGAAGCACAGAGCCCAAGUUCAAGCCAACCAGCUCAGAAUAUUAGUUCCGAAGAAGAGGACGCGUUGCGACAAGAAAACGAAAAACUCACUGAGAUUAUUGGAGCGCUCAUAAUUCAUAGUGGCUAUCAGGGCACAGAUUCUGUUAUUAACAAAUGGCUUGAGUACCUUUGA